ACUGCCAUGCUUUUCAUGCACACCUUUCCUGCAACUCCCUCUUCCACUCCUUUCAUUUAAGCUUAAAAGAAUUCUACUUCUCCACGGUUUCUCUCUCCCCCUCUUCCUUUCUUAUUCAUGGCUCCGCUUCUCUCUCUUCUUCUCAUCCUCAUGUUCUCUCCAACCAAUAAUGCCCAGUCGCCACCUUCACCUGGCUACUACCCCAGUUCAAAGUUCAGUUCGAUGGGCUUCUAUGAUGGCUUUCGGAACCUCUGGGGUCCUCAGCACAUGAGAGUAGACCAGAACGCAUUGACAAUUUGGCUUGACAGUAGCUCAGGAAGUGGGUUCAAGUCACUUCGCCCAUUUCGUUCUGGUUACUUCGGUGCUUCCAUCAAGCUCCAACCUGGUUAUACUGCAGGAGUGAUAACUUCUUUCUAUCUAUCGAACAAUCAAGACUAUCCUGGCUACCACGAUGAAAUCGACAUCGAGUUCCUAGGAACGACGUUCGGGAAGCCUUAUAUAUUGCAGACUAACGUAUAUAUCAAAGGAAGUGGAGACGGGAGGAUUAUAGGAAGAGAGAUGAGGUUCCAUCUGUGGUUUGAUCCAACACAAGAUUUUCACCAUUAUGCCAUACUAUGGAGCCCCAAUGACAUUAUAUUCUUUGUGGAUGAUGUGCCCAUAAGGAGGUACCCCAGGAAGAGCGAGGCUACCUUCCCCACAAGGCCAAUGUGGGUGUAUGGGUCCAUAUGGGACGCUUCAUCGUGGGCCACAGAAGACGGAAAAUACAAGGCAGAUUAUCACUAUCAGCCCUUCAUCGGUAGGUACACCAAUUUCAAAAUAAGUGGAUGCUCCAGCUCCUCACCAGCCUGGUGUCGCCCGGUCUCGGCCUCCCCGAAUCCCUCAGGAGGCCUGAGCGGCCAACAAUACUCAGCCAUGAGAUGGGUCCAGAGUAACUACUUGGUUUACGACUACUGCAAGGAUCCAAGGAGAGACCAUUCACAAACACCUGAGUGCUUUGCUUAAUUCAGCUCAUUCAUAUAUACACACACAUAUAUAUACGGAUCGAAGUCACCUUUAAUUUUUAUUACUUCUCUUAUUAUAAGCUCUUGGGGCAUCUUGAGAUGGAUCCCGCUUGCCAACUUUGGAUAUAAGGGUAGCUGCGCGUCCAAGGCUCCAGGAUGUGAAAGUUUGUUAUAUAAUUGUUUACUUGAUUUUAUGUUGUUGUACAUUAGUUAGAAUUCAUUACAGUGUGUUACUGUGGAGAGAGAGAAAGUGUGUUUGUGUGUGAGAGAGAGAGAAAUAAGAAAGGAGAAGGGAGAUGGGGUGAUGCAAU
Molecule: messenger RNA, 1312 nt
Organism: Nelumbo nucifera (sacred lotus)
Lineage: Eukaryota; Viridiplantae; Streptophyta; Magnoliopsida; Proteales; Nelumbonaceae
Product: putative xyloglucan endotransglucosylase/hydrolase protein 32
Biological process (GO): cell wall biogenesis; xyloglucan metabolic process
Cellular component (GO): apoplast; cell wall
Molecular function (GO): hydrolase activity, hydrolyzing O-glycosyl compounds; xyloglucan:xyloglucosyl transferase activity
Source: RefSeq, a predicted model, not a curated record